This is a messenger RNA of Nannospalax galili (Upper Galilee mountains blind mole rat), 703 nucleotides long. RefSeq names its product S100 calcium binding protein A10 (gene S100a10). Gene Ontology annotation, cellular component: cytoplasm. The record is from RefSeq and is a predicted model, not a curated record. Bases 172 to 465 code for a protein of 97 amino acids. Lineage: Eukaryota; Metazoa; Chordata; Mammalia; Rodentia; Spalacidae. Gene Ontology annotation, molecular function: transmembrane transporter binding. The transcript has 3 exons.
GAGCGGGCUCUCCCUGCGGACCGCUGCAGGCUCCUCCCGCCGGCCCGCGCCUCCUCCCGCCCCACCCGCCCCGCGUACAAAGGCGCUGGGCCCCGGGCGCUCCCCUUACCGCGCCUUCCCAGCUCGCCAGCGACUGCCGCGCCCUGCAAGGUUUCAACAGACCUCCUCAAAAUGCCGUCUCAAAUGGAGCAUGCCAUGGAAACCAUGAUGCUUACAUUCCACAGAUUUGCUGGGGACAAAGACUACUUAACGAAGGAGGACCUGAGAGUACUCAUGGAAAGGGAGUUCCCUGGAUUUUUGGAAAAUCAAAAGGACCCUCUGGCCGUGGACAAAAUAAUGAAGGACCUGGACCAGUGCAGAGAUGGCAGAGUGGGCUUCCAGAGCUUCCUGUCGCUGGUUGCAGGGCUCAUCAUUGCAUGCAAUGACUAUUUUGUUGUACACAUGAAGCAGAAGGGAAAGAAGUAGACUGAACCAAGUGGUGAUACCCGACCCUGAUAAGAGUUCUCCCACAGGGUCACUUAAGGAAUCUGCCCCCACAGCUUCUCCUGAGCAGAUCAUGACUCUUAGGAAAUGUACAAAUAGCAUCCAACUCCAAUCUGACAAGCAGAAAAAGAAAAGUCAAUUGACAGAGAAGCUUUUCGUUUUUAUAUGUUUUACAUCCUCUUGCCCUCAAUAAAUAAAGUCCUUUUUUUAGUUCAAAAUU